CGCGGGCGGAAGCGGCCGGGACGGGCGGGUGCCGGAGGGGUCGCGGCGGCCUCGCCAUGGUGGAUUACAGCGUGUGGGACCACAUCGAGGUCUCCGACGACGAGGACGAGACUCACCCCAACAUCGACACCGCUAGUCUCUUCCGAUGGCGGCACCAGGCCCGAGUGGAGCGGAUGGAGCAGUUCCAGAAGGAGAAGGAGGAGCUGGAUAAAGGCUGCCGGGAGUGCAAGCGGAAACUCGCCGAGUGCCAGAAGAAAAUGAAGGAGCUGGAAGUGGCUGAGCCUGGCAGCGGGAAGGGGGAGCUGGAGAAGCUUCAGGCUGAGGCACAGCAGCUGAAGAACGAGGAGAAAAGCUGGGAGAACAAGCUGGAGGAGCUGAGGAAGAAGGAGAAGAACAUGCCCUGGAACGUGGACACGCUCAGCAAGGACGGGUUCAGCAAGAGCGUUUUCAACGUUAAGCCUGAGGAGAAGGAGGAGACAGAGGAGCAGAAGGAAAAGAAACACAAAACCUUUGUGGAGCGAUACGAAAAGCAGAUUAAACAUUUUGGGAUGCUGAGGCGUUGGGAUGACAGCCAGAAAUACCUGUCGGAUAAUCCUCACCUGGUGUGCGAGGAGACAGCCAACUACCUGGUCAUCUGGUGCAUUGACCUGGAGGUGGAGGAGAAACAUGCGCUGAUGGAGCAGGUGGCUCACCAGACCAUCGUCAUGCAGUUCAUCCUGGAGCUGGCCAAGAGCCUCAAGGUGGAUCCCAGGGCUUGCUUCCGGCAGUUUUUCUCCAAAAUCAAGACAGCAGACCAGCAUUACCUGGAGGGUUUCACGGAGGAGCUGGAGGAGUUCAAGGAGCGCGUGCGGGACCGGGCGCGGGCGCGGCUGGAGAAGGCGCUGCGCGAGUACGAGGAGGAGGAGAGGCAGAAACGCCUCGGGCCCGGUGGGCUCGACCCUGUGGAUGUCUACGAGUCCCUGCCUGCUGAACUGCAGAAAUGCUUUGAUGUCAAAGACGUUCAGAUGCUGCAGGACGCAAUCAGCAAAAUGGACCAAACCGAGGCCAAGUACCACAUGCAGCGUUGCAUCGACUCGGGACUGUGGGUGCCCAACGCCAAAGGCGGGGAUGGGGCGGAGAAAGGGGCAGGGGAAGCUGUGUAUGAGGAGAUCCAGAAGGAAAACGGCGCCGAGGACAAAGCGAAACCCUGAGACCCUGAGAAAAAAAAAUAGGCUGAAAAGGUCAAAACAAACAAACAAAAAAUCACACUCAACCAACCCUGUUGGAAAAGUAGCAAAAGCAGGAGGGGAGGGGGUCAUGCUUUGCCCCCUCCCCGUUCCCCUCACCCCCCCUCCCCGUGCUUUUCACGCCCUAGAGACUUUUGGGGAAAGUUUCGGGAGGUUUGGGGCCCCUCCUCAUCUCCUCCCUCAGCACCCCCAGCUUGGGAUCUGGGAGGGUUCAGGGGGGUUUGAGGGUUUUGGGAGUGGUCGGAGCCGCGGUGGCAGAGAGGAGAAUAAAGAGAUUGGAGAAGCUGA
Messenger RNA from Hirundo rustica (Barn swallow), 1514 nucleotides. RefSeq names its product cell division cycle 37, HSP90 cochaperone (gene CDC37). Gene Ontology annotation, biological process: protein stabilization; protein folding. Lineage: Eukaryota; Metazoa; Chordata; Aves; Passeriformes; Hirundinidae. The transcript has 8 exons. The record is from RefSeq and is a predicted model, not a curated record. Gene Ontology annotation, cellular component: cytoplasm. Gene Ontology annotation, molecular function: heat shock protein binding; protein-folding chaperone binding; protein kinase binding. The coding region runs from base 57 to 1190 and encodes 377 amino acids.